Mus caroli (Ryukyu mouse) is the source of this 2287-nucleotide messenger RNA. The record is from RefSeq and is a predicted model, not a curated record. NCBI's taxonomy places the organism in Eukaryota, Metazoa, Chordata, Mammalia, Rodentia, Muridae.
CCAUUGGUCUUGCCUUCUCACCCAUCCUCCCUCCGUUUGUGUGGCUCCUGUCCUACGGCAUGAGGGGCCCUGAGGCCUUCACCCCCAGUCUGAGACUAGUACCCUGAUACCCCACAACUCAGCCUGUUCUCUUACUCAGCUGUGGCUUCCAUUUUCCCUCCAACUUAAGAGGAACGGGAGCUGAGCAGAAGGCCAAGAGACAGGCUACUCUUCCUUUGGUAUUUGUCCUCCCCUCUCCCUAAGGUGAAGGCUAUGUCCAUGUUUUACCUUUAGUCUUGUUGUAAGGUACAGUGCAGUUCCUCGUCCUCCACCCCUACCCAAACCCCAGUGGAAUGAGAAAUCCCCCAAUGGCUGUGUAUGGAUGUACAACUUCUGGACCUAACUCCUAGAGACCCUGGAUUCUGAGGGAGUUUUGCCCUGAAUUCUGCAACCUAGGUCGUAGGUGGACUGCUCAAAAGAAACGUGACUAUGCCACAUAAAAGAUAGCUUUUAGCCUCCUGCAUCUGAACCAGGUAUGAAUCUAUUCCCACAGGUCCUGCCAACCUGAUCCAUCCCACUUGUCACCAGUUCUACCCUCUGAUGACAGAAUCACAAACCUAAGACCACAGCACAUUGCCACAAGUGCAUGCAUUGGUCUUUCUGCCCCAAGAGGUUCUGGCACAUUCAGGGAGCAUGGCUUCAGGAUUUUGUUUUAGAUUCUAAUUUUGUUCUUUCCAAGUACCAGUCUCUGAGCUACUGGAGCCAGUAUUGCGGAAGUGCCUUCCUGGCUAUUUGGGGUCAGCUCUCGCUUGGCCGGGAGUUUUGUACACUAGCCAGGCAGGGAAGUUGCUUCUUCCUGUGGUGAGAUUUUCUUGGGGCCAGGCAGCUAUUCUGACUGAGCCUUAGAGCUCCAAGAACCUAUUCGGGGCUUAGGAGCCAGAAGCAGACUGCUGCCUGCCCUUCCCAGAAGGAGGCUAGCAAGCUGGCAAGCUGGCAAACGGAGUGUUGCUUCCCAGAGGAAGUCACAGACACCAGACUUGCUUGCAAGUCAUCAUGAGCAUGAGACACUGCUGGACAGCAGGCCCCAGUUCUUGGUGGGUCCUGCUUUUGUAUGUCCAUGUCAUUCUGGCCAGAGCCACAUCUGCACCUCAGACAACUGCCACUGUCUUAACUGGAAGCUCAGAAGACCCAUGCUCUUCCUGGUCUCCAUCAGUCCCAACUAAGCAGUACCCAGUACUGGAUGUGAUUUGGCCAGAAAAAGAAGUGCCACUGAAUGGAACUCUGACCUUGUCCUGUACUGCCUGCAGCCGCUUCCCCUACUUCAGCAUCCUCUACUGGCUGGGCAAUGGUUCCUUCAUUGAGCACCUCCCAGGCCGGCUGAAGGAGGGCCACACAAGUCGCGAGCACAGGAACACAAGCACCUGGCUGCACAGGGCCUUGGUGCUAGAAGAACUGAGCCCUACCCUACGAAGUACCAACUUCUCCUGUUUGUUUGUGGAUCCUGGACAAGUGGCCCAGUAUCACAUCAUUCUGGCCCAGCUCUGGGAUGGGUUGAAGACAGCUCCGUCCCCUUCUCAAGAAACCCUCUCUAGCCACAGCCCAGUAUCCAGAUCAGCACGCCCAGGGGUCGCAUAAAGCCAACCACACCAUGACCUUGACCAGAGCCUGGCUCUCAUCUACCUAGAGGGUGGAGUCUACACCAUAGGCUGUGAUUGCCUUUCUGCGGCUGAACCUCAAACUCAAGCUUCAUUUCUACCUAGAUUAUCAUAGUAAUUAAGUCCUUAGAGUUCUUCCUGCUUGUCCUCCUGUCCAUCCAUCCAGUUUACCUUUUCUGAUGUCUUACUCAUCCCACUGGUGUUCUGGAACCUCUGAGACCUGAUGACACCUUAGCCAAGUGAUAGCUCUGCUUACACUUAACGUGAAUUUGAGAUGCCUAUCUGGCAGAUUUCCACAUCCUGUACCAAUUGAAUAGGUUAACCCUGAAGCCUAGUUGAGAUAUAACUUUGGCAACAUCACACUCAGCUCUGACCACUAUCUGCACUGACUUCAAUCUUUACAUGUGACUUUGUUUUCCUAGUUUGCCCCCAAAUUGUUCCCAAGGCCAGGACGGAACAGUGGCUGUGUCAGGUCACAACUGUAUCUGUCAGUCUGUGUCUCUGCAAGACCCAUACUGAGUCCUCAUAAAGCUGCAGCAGCUCAACGUCUCAUUUUUUUUUUUUUAAGACCCUGGUACUGUCCUCAGGAACUCUGCCUGACUCAGGCAGCAUGAGACACUGCCUCUUGCCAAACAAAUUCAGAAUAACAUGAA